UACAAAACAGCUGAUUUUGACAAUUACUGUGUGGCAACAAAGCAUUUUCCCUCUUUGGUUUUCCUCAAUUUUCCCCGAGAAAAUGUCUGAAAAAGAGAGUGUCACCAAACCUCCCUUUGAUCCUGGCUGGAAUGAUCCUCCAAAAUUGGGCUACGAGGAGCAAGCUAAAUCCUCACCAAAUCGGACUAAAUUGAACCUGAACAAGCGAAUUGCAUUCCCAUUGAGUAGUCCUGGAGGCGGAGCAACUGCCCAAAAAGUCGAAUUGGCUCCAUCGGGUCUGCCAAUGCCUUAUGCACGAAUGUCCACUAAGGAACAGCCUUCGACAAUCAUUCCACCGACUACAUCUAGUUCUUCCGACCUCAAACCACCUCCAAGCUCUCUGGGUGUUAAUUCUGUGAGUGGAGAUGCCCUAGAUGUUUCUAGGGACACCCAAGAGACCAUUAGUGCUGACAAAUUGCUCGAAAUUCUAAAGGAUUUUGAGGUAUUUGCCAGGAAAAUCGAUGACAAGAAAGUUCAGGAGGAAGUAUCUCGACGACUCAGUCUGCUUCGGGAUCAGGUGUGCAGGAAGCAACUCAGUGAGGGUGUAAAAAGCCGUUUGGUACGAAUCUGUGAAGCUCUGAAGGAAGAAAAUUACACUGAAGCCAAUCAAAUCAAUCGAUCUCUUAUGGUGGACUAUCUGUCGGAGUGCUGUUCCUGGGGCUCCUCACUGCGUAAUAUCAUCCUUGCUGCCCAACCACAAGAUGAAGCAAUAAAUUCCCUAAAUAAUUGAAAA
Molecule: messenger RNA, 772 nt
Organism: Phlebotomus papatasi
Lineage: Eukaryota; Metazoa; Arthropoda; Insecta; Diptera; Psychodidae
Product: steroid receptor RNA activator 1-like
Exons: 2
Coding region: 83-769 (228 amino acids)
Biological process (GO): regulation of transcription by RNA polymerase II
Cellular component (GO): nucleus
Source: RefSeq, a predicted model, not a curated record